Molecule: messenger RNA, 4271 nt
Organism: Cynoglossus semilaevis (tongue sole)
Lineage: Eukaryota; Metazoa; Chordata; Actinopteri; Pleuronectiformes; Cynoglossidae
Gene: zbtb22a
Product: zinc finger and BTB domain containing 22a
Exons: 5
Coding region: 606-2660 (684 amino acids)
Biological process (GO): regulation of transcription by RNA polymerase II
Molecular function (GO): DNA-binding transcription factor activity, RNA polymerase II-specific; RNA polymerase II cis-regulatory region sequence-specific DNA binding; protein binding
Source: RefSeq, a predicted model, not a curated record
GGAAUUCACAGUGUCUGGUUCAUAUAUAUAAAUUCUCUGGUUGCCAUUUACGAGCCAAAUAAACGCAGAUGACGACAAAAUUGAUCUAUUUAAUAUUAAUUUAUCUCGCAUCAAAUGGUUACACCGACAGCAAGCCUUAUGUGGGGCAUUUCUCUAAAUAAGAGAGACAUUUUGUUAGAAUUGAAGUGGUCUUUAAAUGAACUCCCCCUGCGACGCACGUCACGACUUGUCGCCUAACUGCCUUCAGCUGCGUUCUCACCAAACUUUAAGAUUACACCAGAAAGAAUGCUGACUUUGUUUGGUCAUUUGUAUAAUAUAUUGAAAUUAAAACAACCUAAAGUUGAAGCGCCAGGUUUACUUUAAUUUGAAGCACAGAGUAUAAACUUAACAAACGCCCACUUGUGUCCGUUAGUCAACUGCGAUGCUCAAAAAGCCCCAACAAACCGCCGUUAGCAUUCGCUAGCUCGGUAAUUUACAGUACUCCAACAUGGUGGUUGGGGUAUAUUUGUUGGUGAAUUUAAGAACAGAAAGGUAUACCGCAUCAAACCAGUGACGUGUGUUUUUAAAUGUGAAAACCGGAGUUAUCGACAAAGCCUGUCGUGACCAUGGAAUCACCCUGCAGUAUGUCUGCAGCUUUAGCGACUCUGACUGUGCAGGUUUGUUUUCCUGAUGCCCGGGCUACUGUUUUGGAAAAUUUGAACUGCCAACGGGAGGAGGGACUGUUGUGUGAUCUCUCGGUUCAGGUGCAAGGUCAGGUGUUCAAGGCCCACCGUUGUGUACUUGCUGCAUCCUCACCCUACUUCCAUGACCAGGUUCUACUGAAAAAUGUCACAACAGUUUCCCUCCCCUCCAUUUUGGACCCAGUAGCUUUUGAGGGUGUCCUCAGUUCUGCCUACACGGGCCAGUUGAGCAUUGUGCAUGAUGACAUUGUCAAUUACAUCACUGUGGCCAGCUUCCUUCAAAUGUGGCACAUUGUGGACAAAUGCACGGAGAUCUUGAAGAGGCCUCAACCUGUAGGAGAAGCGCCCCCUUGUAAUGCCACCGUUGGCCAACAGGGUACUGUAUCACGACAGCAAUCCCCAAGUAGUACUGAGUGUUUAAAUCUGGAGAAGGAAGGGAGAUGGAGGGAAAAGAAGCCCGACGCCCUGCCUCCGUUGGCUUCAUGGAGGCGUCCACAGCAGUUCCCCAGGUGGGGGAAUCCACGACACUCGUCACCCCAACACCUCGCUGACACUCAGUUUGACCCGAGUUUGCCCAGCAGUAUGGAGACUGGUUACCUCAGCGGUGAGGAGAUGUGGAUAUCCAGCAAUGCAAAAACGAGUCACUUGGGACACGCAGUAGCUGAGCACAACAGCUGCCAGCACCGAGGAAUUCCUACUGGUAAGACAUCAAGGCAGAGAGCAAGGCUUCAACAGUGGAGGGCGCCGCCAGGCAUUGACAGACUGCUGAAUAAGAACAGAGGGAACAGGGACAAUGAUGAAACCCAAGAAAGGAGGAAAAGUGACGAGAGAGAAACUAAAAAUGAUGUGGACGAGGAGGUCGUCGACAAAGAAGGCCUCAGGAAAACGGAGCAUUGUGACCAGGACAUUACUACACAUCAGAGUGCUGACGCUGUGACAACGCCAGUGACCAGCUUAGACAUGAUAAAGGAGGAAAAGCAGAGGAACCCUGUGGGAAGUGAUCAAUCGCUAAAUGUGUCCGGCGUUCCUGUUUGUCUCACGGACGGAGAUUCUUGUCCCUCUGGUCCGAAUUCUGCACGGAAGCGCUGGCAGUCCGGUUCUUGGUCUCAGGGUGACCACGUGCUGCCGGAAAUGGCAGGAGACGGCUAUAGCAGGGAUGAAGAUGUAGAUGAGGAAGAGGAGGAGGACGUGGACUUUAACUGUUUUACAGUAGGUCCAUUGAGCAGAGGCACCUGUGAGGAGAUGACCGAUGGCCCUGGACAGGUUCCCCAGAAGCCUGCGGUCACUGCGUCCCCAGACUUCAGCCUCACAGACUCGGAGAUGCACUGGUCCUCCCCCAGCGCAGUACAAGGUGGCUCGUUGACGCCCCCUACCUCCAGCCAGCACUUGUCUCCGUCCUCUACUGCUUGCCCUCCUCACUCCUCACCUACAGCGCCGUCUUCAUCCUCCUCCUCCCUUGCAGGGAAAGUCCACUUCUGUCACUGUGGAAAGGCCUACACUGUGAAGAGCAUGCUUUACCGACACGUGAAGAUGCAGCACCUUAAUUUACGGCCCUUCGACUGCCCCGUUUGCACAAAGUCCUUCAAAAUGAAGCACCAUCUCACCAAGCACCUUAAAACUCACGGUGGGCUGCGUCCCUAUGAGUGCGGUGUGUGUGGGAAGAAGGUCAUGUGGAGAGACAGCUUCCUCAGACAUCAGGCCCGUUGUGAGAGACUCGCCUCAAGCUCCUCUGCAAACGGCAGCUCCAGCAAAGAACCAGCUUCAGACAAGGGUGGAGCCUACAGCUUUGGAUUUGAAGAAGGGGAAGCUUUCACAGCCACAGUGGGACAAGUGAAGGUGGAGGAGGUGGACUUCACCGAUGGGAUGGAGGAAGACAUAAGUGGCAUGCUGGGAAGCAUGUCGAGGAUGGUGGACGAGAUAAGAAAACCGUCACAGACUCUGAACACUGGCUGCCAUGUUUUUAAAAAAGAGUCUUUGUAAGAAGACGGAAUUCUUUGGACAACUUUUCAGGUGAAUCACGGAACUGAAUGUAUUUAUUUUUUUGGUGCAAAAAUCUGAUUUUUUUUAAAUUACACUUUGAAUAAAACCUCCCUCAGACUCAUGAACAGUGGACGCUUGACACAUAUCAGCACCGUAGAACAUUAAAUUCAGAAAGCUAAGACAAAGCUAGGUUUAAAAAAUAUGGUGAUAGAAUUUCGGCGAUGUGUGGAAACACGAAUCACUCUGUCAGUCCAUGUACACAAGUCUGUAAAGUUUCCCUGCUAAGCCACUUCAUUUUCUUGCUGACUAUUUAUUGAUGUAGUGUACUGUCUGGUGUUUAUGUCAAAAAUAUUCUUCUACACAUCUGAAACAUUGACUCAACUAAAAAAUCCAUUCAUUACGUUUAUCAAACUUAAUUUAUAAAAACUAAACCCAAGACUCACUCUGUAAAGAUUAUUUGACAAUCGACAAAUGAACAGUAAAGUGAAAUAAUGUUAUCCAGUUAUUUGCCACUAGAUGUCACUGUUUUACAGCCUUGCGGGAUUUACGGACGGAAGUUUUCACUGGGUUUGAGAGAAGUGCACUCCUCCAUCUUCCAAUGAAAUGGUACAGCUACGAGACGUUGUGUUCCUGAGGGACUGGUUGUUGGGAGCAGGUCCUAGUUCUGUGUCUGGAGGACUACACAGUCUUUGGAUUUUCUCGGUGUUGGUACGUACUCGGAAAUAUGAACAAAUAAUCGAGAACAUGGAUUCAGAAACAAACGUGCAUUUAAAUUAUUAGGUUUUAUGGAUUUAUCUUUGAAGUCGUGAAGAUGAAAUAUUUUCUGCUAUAAAUUCUGAAAAAUAUUAAUAAAAAAACUUCACUGCUUUUCUGUAUAAAUUAAUUAUUAAUAAUACACAUUUCUAACCACUUUAACUGGUACGGGUGGGGGGCAAUAGUGAAGCAGUGGUAGGACCUCUGUCUGCCACCAGAGGGCUCUAGACUUGAUACCAUCAAAUGUUUUGUCUGUAAAGGAAGAGAUGAUUUCGGUAACGUUUCUCUGUACCUCGGUCUACACAGUGAGGUGUUUGUGAGGUAUUUUUAAAACACAGUCAGCGCAGUAACUGAGAGACAACAGGAGACGUUUAUUAGACCACAGAUUAAAAUAACUUGAGUCACAUGAGGAAGAUACGGUAGCACCAGUCACAUGUCAGCGACCUCCGGUGACAGGAAAGAUUCACACCUCACCGCCGAGACCUCACGACAUGUACAACGCACAGUGGCGUUGCUUUCCAUCAUGAAACACACACCUCAAAACAUCCGUCGACCCGACCCGGUCCUUCACCGACAGCUGCUAACCUUCCACCGCUGAGCUACUUACCAUCUGACCCUCAACUGAAACUGAAACUACUCUAUCCCAUGUCACCCUUCAGGAAAAAAACCCCCAAAAAACCAAUCACAUCAAAACAUUAAAAUUACAAACACGUUUCCAUUACAUAUGGGUGAGUGAGUGUGAGGUUGCGGAGGAGAACGUAUUUACAGUAAACGUUAUGUCGUAGUGCUCUUCGAAGGGCUUCUCGUUCGAGGCAGAUGAUCACAGUGUCUGUGUUAAUUAGAAAUAUAUAUUAAAAA